Messenger RNA from Anisakis simplex (herring worm), 336 nucleotides. The record is from the annotation of a GenBank genome assembly. NCBI's taxonomy places the organism in Eukaryota, Metazoa, Nematoda, Chromadorea, Rhabditida, Anisakidae.
AUGACAGCAUCAACUGAGCGAAUACCGUCUAUGAAGAUGAUUUAUGUGAAUACCGCAAGCCUGGCGAGACCCGGUGUGGGCAGUUCAGCGAUUGCCGGUGACGGUUCCAUUCGAUCAACGAGGAUGUCAAACGGUUUAAUCGGUAUGAUUAUCAUUUCGGCUGUGCUGGCUGCAAUCGCUCUUAUAUUGAUCACUUGUUACUUGAUGCUGCGAUACUGCAAUAGGCCCAGCCGCAACACGAAGAACAACGCUGCGUUACCAGAUUUUUAUUCGUCGGCCGAUGUCAUUCCAUAUCCGAAACGAAUCUACGAGCUACAGGCAGAGGAAGGUGAGUGA